AUGUCGUCGAUGGGAUAUACUAGCCAGAGGCGAAUCAAUGAUAACUACGACGUAGUAGGUUUCAUCAGCAGUGGCACCUAUGGCAGGGUGUACAAAGCCCGCAACAAAUCUGGGAGAGGCCACCAUCCUGUUCUUAGUCGGAACUCUGGAAAUCCUAUUGAGGCUUUCGCUAUCAAGAAGUUCAAGCCUGACAAGGAAGGAGAAUUACAGUAUACCGGCAUAUCACAGUCUGCUAUACGAGAGAUGGCUCUCUGCACAGAGCUGUCUCACGAGAAUGUCAUCUCACUUGUUGAAAUCAUUCUGGAGUCGAAAUGUAUAUUCAUGGUCUUUGAGUAUGCAGAGCACGACCUUUUGCAGAUCAUACACUGGCAUACCCAACAUCCUCGUACUCCCAUUCCGGCGCCAACGCUACGCUCCAUCAUGUAUCAGCUUCUAGAGGGACUGCUUUACCUUCAUCGUAACUGGGUCAUGCAUCGCGACCUGAAGCCUGCCAACAUCAUGGUCACAUCUGCCGGUGUUGUUAAGAUAGGUGACCUGGGCCUUGCACGACUAUUUUACAAACCACUUCAAGCCUUAUUUGGCGGGGACAAGGUCGUUGUCACUAUAUGGUAUCGCGCGCCUGAGCUCCUACUUGGAAGCCGACAUUACACACCAGCGAUCGAUACAUGGGCAGUCGGCUGCAUAUUUGCCGAGCUCCUGAGUUUGAGACCAAUUUUCAAGGGUGAGGAAGCAAAGCAAGACUCCAAGAAGACAGUGCCAUUUCAAAGAAACCAGAUGGGCAAGAUUGCUGAAGUUCUUGGUAUCCCGAGAAAGGAGAGCUGGCCACUACUUCAAGCGAUGCCUGAGUACCCUCAACUACAGACUCUGGCCGCCGGCAAUCCUGCAGUCCAACGACCAAUAGGCUUGGACAAAUGGUGGGACAAUCUCACUCGAAACAGUCAAUACUCAGCCGCAAACAUGCCAGCACCACACCGAGAUGGACUAGACAUGCUCAAAGCUCUGCUUGAGUACGAUCCAUUGAAACGACUGAGUGCUGAGCAUGCGCUUCAACAUCCAUACUUCCUUCACGAUGAAAGCAAUUUACCAGCGGCUCCUCCCAAAAAUUGCUUCGCAGGUGUCGAGCACAAGUAUCCUCCUCGGAAGGUCAGUUCCGAAGACAACGACAUUCGAACAGGCAGUCUACCAGGGACGAAGAGAAGUGGACUGCCAGAUGAUUCGUUCCUCAGACCACCGAAACGCGUCAAGGAAAUAUGA
Messenger RNA from Aureobasidium melanogenum CBS 110374, 1254 nucleotides. RefSeq names its product serine/threonine protein kinase, CMGC family, CDC2/CDK subfamily. The transcript is spliced from 2 exons. The record is from RefSeq and is a predicted model, not a curated record. Bases 1 to 1254 code for a protein of 417 amino acids. Gene Ontology annotation, biological process: protein phosphorylation. Lineage: Eukaryota; Fungi; Ascomycota; Dothideomycetes; Dothideales; Saccotheciaceae. Gene Ontology annotation, cellular component: nucleus; mediator complex. Gene Ontology annotation, molecular function: ATP binding; RNA polymerase II CTD heptapeptide repeat kinase activity; cyclin-dependent protein serine/threonine kinase activity.